AUGUUGGUCAACGGAGAGGCUCAGCGCCCUAAUGGCGUGUACUCGAGUCCCAUGGUCCACGAAUAUCCCCGGCCUCUCAAGAUUGCCAUUGUAGGCGCCGGCAUUGGUGGUUUAAGCACAGCCAUCGCACUACGCCGGCAAGGUCACCAAGUUGACCUUUACGAGCAGUCGAGACUCGCCAACGAGACCGGUGCCGCCGUACAUCUGGCCCCUAACUCCAACGGUCUCCUGCGGAGAUGGGGCAUCUACGCCGAGACGUUCGGCGCCAACCCUUCACACCACUUCAAGGAGAGGGACCUGAACAACCAAGGCGGCUUCGACGUCGACAUUACAAAGUCACAGGGUCAAUGGCAGCACCCCUGGCAGCUCGUCCACCGCGCCUACCUCCACAACGAGAUCCGCAACGUCGCCACGGCUGAGGAUGGAGGGGUCACCACGCCGGCCAAGCUUCAUGUCGCGUCCAAGGUUGUCGGCGCGGACCCCGAGAAGGGCGAGCUGUCGCUGGAAGACGGGACGACCGUUCAGGCAGAUGUCAUUCUUGGUGCCGAUGGUAUUUACUCCAAGGUCAGGAGAUUUGUGACCGGCACCGACUACAAGCUGUUCCGCUCCGGCAAGGCGGCGUUCCGCUUCCUCAUCCCCCGCGCCGCCGCGCUCGAGGACCCUGUCACUGCGCCUUUGGUCGACAGAGAGAACUCACUGGGGAUUUGGUUUGGUACGGAUAGGCGUAUUGUGAUUUACCCGUGCAACAAUAACCAGCUCCUCAACUUUGUUUGCAUUCACCCGGAUACCGAGUCUCAGGCAAACGCAAGCGACGAAUGGAACAAGAAGGGCUCCAUCGAACAACUACUCAAGGUUUACAAGGACUUUGAUCCUGCUGUGUUGCAGCUGAUAAAGAAGGUUAAUCCCGAUGAAGUCAAUGUAUGGCAGUUGUUGGAUAUGGAGGCUAUGCCGACGUGGGUGAAUGGCAAGCUCGCCCUUUUGGGUGACGCCGCGCACCCUUUCACACCUCAUCAGGGGCAAGGCGCAGGCCAGGCUAUGGAAGACGGAGCAGCGUUAGCAGUCGUUCUACCCAAGGGCACAUCGCCCGACGAAGUCCCUGAGCGUUUACGUCUGUACGAAAAGAUCCGCAUGGAGCGCGCGCACAAGAUCCAAGAGUUCUCUCGUCAAGCCGGCAAGGACAGAAUACCAGGCCAACCACCCGCCAUCAAAAUGAUGAACUACACAAACUACAACUUUGGCCACGACGAGCACGACCACGCGACAAAGAUCUUCAACAAGUACCUCUGGUCCAAGAAGCAGGACAUGUACUGGCGCAUGCCCAUCGGCUUCGGUCCCUUCCCGGGCCCCCGACAGGACUUCUUCGGCCGCCGGCAGCCGUCCGAGCUCGAGCGCACCUUCAAGACAAUGUCGGUCAAGUUCCUCACGUCGCGCACGCUACUCGAGACCAUCCUCCCCACGGACUCGUUCCGCUUCAAGGAACCGGGCACCGUCUGCGCCGCCUCGCUCUCCGUCACCCAGCUCAACAACAUGUCCUGGCUCGGCGGCGGCGGCUACAACCAUCUGGGUCUGUACAUCCACGGCAUCGAGUACGUCAAGCGCGACAGCACCGCCAUCAGCGGCACCCACCUGUCUGUCUUGUUCGAGUCCCUGACGGAUCCCAUCGUAUCGGGCCGCGAGGAGCUCGGCAUGCCGAAGCUGUUCUGCGACAUUGACCUCGAGCACCACGCCACGGCAGCGCGCGUCCGUGCCUCGUGGCGGGGCGCCACCUUUGCCGACAUCUCGCUCAAGAACCUGCGCCGCGACGAGCCCGAGACGGAGCACGGCACCAUCGGCGGCGAGGCGGACUACGGGAUCCUGACUUACCGGUAUAUCCCCUCGGUCGGGCAGCCGGGCAAGGCCGACGCCGAGUACGCGUGCGUGGUGCCGCACGAGGAGGAGGCCAAGGACGUCCCCGCCACGGUGCACGCCGUGUCUAGGGCGUCUGCGGCAGACGUCUCGGUCAAGAUGGAUGGUCAUGAUUGGGAGAAGCUGCCGACGCUGCAUCACGUUGCCAAGUUCCUGGCUGAGAUGCCCAUCUAUGAGGUUGUGGGUGCCAAAGUCGUUGAGGGGACGGGCGUGCCGAAUGUUUCUGCGGCUCGGAGGAUAGAGUAG
Molecule: messenger RNA, 2151 nt
Organism: Colletotrichum abscissum
Lineage: Eukaryota; Fungi; Ascomycota; Sordariomycetes; Glomerellales; Glomerellaceae
Exons: 6
Coding region: 1-2151 (716 amino acids)
Molecular function (GO): FAD binding; monooxygenase activity; lyase activity
Source: RefSeq, a predicted model, not a curated record